UUUUUAAAUUCUCCCUAAAUUCAUUUCAUCAUUAACAUGAGUGAGUUGGAUAAUUCAGGUAAAUAAUUAUUAUUCAACAUUAAGGAUUUUUUUUUAUAUAAUCUCAUUUCAUGGGUAAAUUUUGACUAUUUUUUUUUCUAAAAAGUUGAACAACGCGUUUCAGAUGAGAGAGGCCGUCGUUCUCGUAGUCGUUCAAGAUCUCGUUCUCCUAGACGUGAUCACAGUGGUCACAGAUAUAGAAGCCGUUCCCGUUCCUUAGAACAAAUGCAAGAUGAUGAUGUCAAUCCUGGAGACAAUCUCUUCAUCACUGGUCUUUCUAUUAGAACGGCCAAUGCUGAUUUAGAAGACAUCUUUUCUAAAUACGGAAAGGUUAUUAAAGCUGAAAUUAUGGUUGACCCUCAUACUCGUGAAUCUCGUGGCUUUGGUUUUAUUCGUAUGGCUACUGCUGAAGAUGCUGAUAGAGCUUUAAAUGGUGUUACUGGUACUGAGAUUGACGGCCGUAUGGUUACAGUUGAAAAGGCAAAGAGAUCCAGACCUAGAACACCUACCCCUGGUCGUUAUUAUGGUCCACCCAAGAGAGGACAGAUCAUAGACCUCCUCGUGGUGAACCUAGAUAUGAUCGUUAUUAUGACAGACAUUAUAUGGAUCGUUAUGAUCCUCCCAGAUAUGAUCGUUACGAAAGAGACCGUUAUGAUCGCUAUGAUCGCUAUGAUAGGUACGACCGCUACGACCAUCGCUAUGAUCGUUAUGACCGUCGUCCCCCACCACCAAGAUAUGAUCCUUACCCUCCUCGUACCAGAUCACCUUAUUAAAGAAAAAGGAGAAAAAUAAGUUUGCACUUUUGAUAAAAUUACACUCAUUUUCAAUUCAACAAAUUAAAAAAAAAAAUCACUAUAUAAUAUAUUAUAUUCUAUAAAACUAUAUACUCAGUCUCAUUCAGUAUGUCUGUGUCUGUAUCAGUUCUUAACAUUAUAAAUGUCAUCAAUAACAUCAGAGAAUCUCACUCAUAUAAGAACAUCUAACACAUUAUAUUGAAAUGUUUAUUUUACAAGCCGUACAUGUAUCAAACAAGGAGAAAAAAAUUUUUUUUUUCCCCUACUCGAACAUGAUUGUUUUUCC
This is a messenger RNA of Cokeromyces recurvatus, 1119 nucleotides long. RefSeq lists its product as uncharacterized. The transcript has 4 exons. Bases 265 to 831 code for a protein of 188 amino acids. NCBI's taxonomy places the organism in Eukaryota, Fungi, Mucoromycota, Mucoromycetes, Mucorales, Mucoraceae. The record is from RefSeq and is a predicted model, not a curated record. Gene Ontology annotation, biological process: positive regulation of mRNA splicing, via spliceosome. Gene Ontology annotation, molecular function: RNA binding. Gene Ontology annotation, cellular component: spliceosomal complex.